CAUGUCUCUCAUGGCUUCAGCUAGACCAGGGACGAGCUUCAGCAGGAAGUCUAGCUCAACAAACUGCGCAUGUUCAUUCAAAGCCUCUCACUAUGUAAGGAUGACACCGACGGCGAUCUAAACGGAGAGAGGAGAGAGCGGGCUAUGGCAGAGACAGAGGUCAUUGUGUCCGUGGAGGACAUGGUGGUGAUGAAGACUACUGAAGAAGAGGAUGCUGAGCCUAACGAACAAAACAAGACUCAAGUGAUUCUGCAGCUGCAGCCCAUCACAGCUGAAACUAGACAACAAAUUGCAUCAACACAUCCCAGCAUGGACAUGCUUGCAGAUGAAAGCAAUGAGACAGAUGCUGCAGUUGUGGCAGUGGAGACACAAGAAGAGGCGUCUACUGAAGGCGAGGAUUUGGAGCUUGGUUAUCCCAUUACAUGCGGCGAGAGUAAAGCCAUUCUUCUAUUCAAGAAGUUUGUCUGCCCUGGAAUCAAUGUCAAAUGUGUUAAGUAUGAGGAUCAGUUGAUCAGUCCAAAGCAGUUUGUACACAUGUCUGGUAAAGCCACAUUGAAGGACUGGAAGCGUGCAAUCAGAAUGGGAGGGGUUAUGAUCAGGAAGAUGAUGGACUCAGGUCAGCUGGAUUUCUAUCAGCACAGUACACUUUGUACAAACACCUGCCGCAGCACUAAGUUUGACCUGCUCAUCAACAACACACGCUUCCCACCGGACAGCAGUGGUGUCAACACACCCACCACAGCUCAGGGGCAUGUUUCUGUGGCUAAUGGAGGUCUGGUGAAUGUGGCGGUGGAGAAGACAGAAGAUGUGAUGGGUACGGUGGAGUGGAGCGCGGCUACUGUAGAAACCUCAGAGAAAAGAGACUCAACUGACAUCUCAGAUGAGACGUUGAGUUUCUGGAGGGGUAUCGCUGAGGUGGGGCUGAUGGGGGAGGUGGUGUCUAAUAUUCGCUCUGAGCUGUUGGGUCUGCUGAGAGGAGUUCAGCUGCGCACUGACCAGAGCUUGCUACAGGACGCAGAGAUUGCAGUUCUGAGUAACCUGGCACAAGUCUUUGAACUGCUCGACUCCAUCAAACACAUUCUGAAUGUUCGAAGGCAACUGACAGACCCCGAGCAGACACAGGUCCUCAGAACACUGACAACAUUGGAGCAGCAGGUGGAAGAACAGAAGCGGCAGCAUUCUCUCAGCUGGUUGUCUCCAUCACAGGCCCUCAGCAGUCAAGUUAUCCCCUCCACCCCUCCUGCCAAACGCGCUCCCAAACGACCCCGCCUCCAGCGUCCCGCCUCCACCACAGUGCUCAACACAUCCAUAGCCCAACCCCUCACCCUCCAGCCCCAACAGUUCACUGUCCUCUCCCCGAUCACCCUCUCCUCCAUCGGCCAGUCAUUCACCGUGGCCGGCCUCGCUCAACCAUCCAACACUGUCACCCUACACGCUCUGCACGCCGGCUCGCAGCUCUUCACACGAAUUGCUGCAGUUCCUGAUGGAAAAACAGAGUCUUUUACCCUCCACCCCGCUUCUGGCCUCACGUUAUUUGGCGCCACGCCUGUUCAGGACCACGGACAGCUUGGGACCAUGAUGAGCCCUGUAGAGCUAGUCCAGCUGGCGCAGAAAGCGACAACACAUGGUGUAGCCCAAGGUACAGUAGUGAUGCAAGAGGGCAUGGUUAGGGUUGUACAAGAGGAUGAGAACCAAGCUGAUGCAACCCUUAUUGAGAUCAACCCAGCAGAUGCUGACCACAACAUGGGCGUCAUGGAGCUGCAGCUCGAGGGAGACGUGGUAAGAACCGUGGUGGGGAGCAGCGAGGAGGUGGUGCAGGGGGAAGCAGAGGAGGAGACGGGGGAGAUUCAGCUGGACGCCAACGGUCAGUUCCACAAUCUGCCCGUUGUUGUGGUGGAGGAAGAGACGCAGGGUGUCGGUAAAGCCAAAUGAGAAGGCAGCAAACUCGCACAAACCUCCCUCAGAGACUGGCAGGCUGAGUCAGACAGGGACGGGAAUUGUGUCGCUCCAAGCUGUCUUGUUUUUUUAUUACUUCCUGCACAGCCAAGCUCAGCUCUGAUAUGUCACGUAUUUGUAAAUGCAAGUUCAAUAUUCAGUUUGUUCAGUUUUUUAUAUGAGAACUUCAAUAAUUUGUGACGUUUUGUUUUGUAGGAGCACAUUCAGUAUUUUUGAGUGCAGAAGUUAAGAUUUGGGCACUUCUUUUUCAUUUCACUUUUGUUUCGGUGCCAAAAUGUCACAGAAUAGCCAUGGCCUGAUCUCCAGUCUUGUGAAUCUUCAAUCAGAGUCUUGCGAUACUAACAGUUGAACUGAUAUUUAAGACACUCCCGUAUGAGAAUUUAUACUGUCUAUAGUGUUUGUGUAGUAACUGAUAUGAAAAUCAUGGUAAAUGGCACUAAUGUUGAGUAAUAUGUCAGCAUACACAAACACAUGAGGAUGGAUGUGUGACAGAUGUCUUUGUGAACGGAUGCUGAGUGUCCUUCACUGAAAAUAAAAUGAUUCUUCCUUUCCCUGUA
Molecule: messenger RNA, 2513 nt
Organism: Myxocyprinus asiaticus (Chinese sucker)
Lineage: Eukaryota; Metazoa; Chordata; Actinopteri; Cypriniformes; Catostomidae
Product: glucocorticoid modulatory element-binding protein 1-like
Exons: 10
Coding region: 70-1932 (620 amino acids)
Biological process (GO): positive regulation of transcription by RNA polymerase II
Cellular component (GO): nucleus
Molecular function (GO): DNA-binding transcription activator activity, RNA polymerase II-specific; RNA polymerase II cis-regulatory region sequence-specific DNA binding
Source: RefSeq, a predicted model, not a curated record